UAUGCAAUCUAAAUAAGCAUUAGAUUAUGAAGGAAGGGUAUUUCGAUGUUUUGCGGUUUAUGAUUGUAAUAAACAAUCAGUUUUAAUAUCUAUUAAACGUCACUGUGGCAAUUUAUUUACAGAAACAAUUUUGAAAGUCAAAGAAUAUGUUAAAUAAAAUCUGUUAGAUUCUUAACGUAAUUAAAUAAACAUUCCUGGUGGAUAAAGAUGUGAAUGGCAUGGAAUAUUAGAUGAAAGAACAAGUAUACAAUUUAUCAUUUAAAUUAAGACUGUUAUUUUUUAAUGAUGACUUUCCCUGGAUCACAACAAAGUGCCAUACGAUAAUCCUUACUUGAAUUAUAACAAAUAGUUCUCUAUGUACCUAAUUACUAAAAUGUAAAAAUAUAUUUAAAAAUAAUAGUUUAAUGAUACAACUUUUCCACAAUAAAAAAAAAAUGAUCUCUAAGCAAAAUUGGAUGAACUUGAAUAUAAAUAUGUGAAAGAGAUAGGAACAGAGGGACAACCUGAUGAAAAUGAAAAGGGAACAUAAUAAGAAUAAAAGAAAGCAUCUAGUAAUUUUCUUUAAAGCAAUCCUCAGUAUUCAUUAUUUAAAUAUUUAGAAUAAGUUAAAUAAGAAAUCCUGGAUAAUAAUAAUAAUCAAAGAUUUCAGAUCAGUAUAGAAAAUAUUCAGUAUACAGAUGUUUUAUGGUUUAUAAUGUAAAUGGAAAUAAAACACUUUUUUGUUUAAAAAGAGGAACUUAUAAAUCUUUUGAUGACACAAAAGGAUCUAUUAUAAAUUAAUUAAAGAGACAAUUAAAUGAAACUACAAAAUUUGAAAUUUAUGCUCAAGGAAAUUAAAGAUCUGAAUGGCAUGGAAUAUUAGAUGAAAAAAAAUGUAUAAAAUAUUUUAUAAUCUAAGCAUGUUAUUUUUUAAUGAUGACAUUUCCAUCUACAACUAAAAAAAAUGUUUUAGAAGCAUUAGAAGAUUUAAAAAAGACUUUUGUUUAAAUUCCAAAUUAUGACACUAUUUAACCAAAUGAUCUUGAAAGAAGAUUAAAAUCAGAUAUCUAAAAACAAAUUGAUAAUCUUGAAGUAAAGUACUUUAGUUUAAAUGGAAAUGAAGGAGUGGCAAGUGAUAAUGAAUAAUCUGAAAUCAGAAGAGACUUUAUAACAUCAAAUUAAAUCACAUAAACAAAUCAAAAAUUGAAUCCUCCAAGUGUGAUUAAGGAAAAUGAUAGCUAUAAUCCACCAGAAAUAUAAGAAAGUGGUAAAAACUUAUAUGAAACACUUGAAUUAAAUGUAAAAAAAGAACUAGAAGAAUUAGCAGCAUUUAAACCAAUACUUAAAGAUGCCUAAAUAUAUAUUUUUGUUGGAAUAGGAAUCACGUUUACUCUGUUCCUAUCAUUGAUUAUAAUCAUAGCUUGA
Messenger RNA from Paramecium pentaurelia, 1404 nucleotides. The record is from the annotation of a GenBank genome assembly. Lineage: Eukaryota; Ciliophora; Oligohymenophorea; Peniculida; Parameciidae.